AUGGCGGGGAUUACUGCUUCAGUGACAGCCAUGGAGCGGGCAACGGCGAGGGCUAUCCCCGUCAGUCCCAUCACUUCAGCUCCCAUUCUCACUCAUCAGCGCGGCUUAAUCAAAAGGACUGGUGCCGACACAGUCGAGGACAACACUUGUGGAUGGGUCAAUGGUGAUCUCAAACUGCAUGCGGUCGGCUGUUGUGCGGACGCUGCAACGACGGAUUGCGCCUGGGUAACCUCCUGUGUGCCAUAUUCCAUGGUGAAUAACGGCUGCGACAUGGCUUGCCAAGGGAACUAUCUCAAUACUGUUUGGUUCGUCCCAUGUCUUCAUGCUUCGGCAGCUACCUUGAGCCAUUCUGUGAAUUCUCCACAGCGAUCAGUGCUUGACUGGAUUUGUGGACGUAGUGAUGAAGCCUAUCCUCUUUGCGCGACGGCGACGUUUGGCGGUCCAGCGGGAUACACCUACCUCAGUUGCACAGAUGCCAUCGGUACAACGGACACGAUGAUGCUCACAUACUAUGGCGGCAAUGCAACAGUCGAUAACUUACCCAGGUAUUUCUCGAGCUAUUGGUACGAGAGUACCGCCACCUCUUCCACGACGUCGACGUCUACUUCGUCUCCCACCGACGACACAGGCAUCAACGACACGAUAUCUUGGCUCUCCGGCCACAAGACCAUCCUCAUCGGAGCCAUUGCCGGCUUCUGCGGGUUACUCAUUCUCCUCGUGGUGGGUGGUUGCUGCGUGGUACGGAACAAAAGGUCCAGGCGAGGACGGUAUAUUCCGGCUAGUCAGCAGAUGCCACCGCACGAGGCUUACGGGAUGCACUAUCAAGGCGCGGCGGCGUAUCAGCGGCCUCCAUCGUACCAGUCUGGGUAUGGAUACCAACAAGAUUUCGGUCAGGUGUACGUGGCUCCGAAUAAAUGA
Messenger RNA from Fonsecaea nubica, 918 nucleotides. RefSeq lists its product as hypothetical. The record is from RefSeq and is a predicted model, not a curated record. The transcript has 3 exons. NCBI's taxonomy places the organism in Eukaryota, Fungi, Ascomycota, Eurotiomycetes, Chaetothyriales, Herpotrichiellaceae. The coding region runs from base 1 to 918 and encodes 305 amino acids.